Malania oleifera is the source of this 1105-nucleotide messenger RNA. RefSeq lists its product as uncharacterized. The record is from RefSeq and is a predicted model, not a curated record. The transcript has a single exon. Lineage: Eukaryota; Viridiplantae; Streptophyta; Magnoliopsida; Santalales; Ximeniaceae. The coding region runs from base 169 to 942 and encodes 257 amino acids.
UAAUUUUGGGUGCGCGGAUGGUACCCCAAAAUAUUAUUAAUCAAAUAUCCCCAGCCUUGAGAGGCAUGUCAAGCCGACAUGUAACGGUUAGAAUUUCGAAAUAUUAAGCUCCGUUGCGCUCUCUCUCUGGCGCGCUCUCUCUCUCUCUCUCUCUCUCUCUCUCUCUCAAUGUCUAGUCGCGAAAUUCAGCUCACCUUGUACCCCGCGGCCCCGGCUCCUCCCCUUCCUCCGCCGCCGUCUGGUGUAGGGAUCUUGGAAGUCCACGUCACACGGUUGUUCCGGUGGCGGCAUCACUCAGCCGACGGCCGCGUCACCGUCACCGAAGGGGGCAAUAGCCCGUCUCAUGAGCUGUGGGGCCAGUGUCUGCUUCCCCGGACUGUCCUCCCUCGGCCGGCGCUCCUCCGCAGACUUCUCUUCAAUUUUCUUCGAAGCUUUGAUCUGGACGGGGACUUCCUUGAGUUUGCUGCGCAACGAAUAUUGGAGCGGGUGGCCAUGGAGAUGGCGGCUGGGACGACGAGGGGGGGAUGGGGACUGGUGGCCUUCCUGGAGUUGAAUACGGUGGCGGACAUUGAUGCAGAAGCCGAGAUCACGGAACUUCUCUCGGAGGUGCAAAGGGCAAUCGACGCCGCCUUCGACGAUCCAUCACCAUCAGAAGGGCCCUCUGCUAAUAAUCUGAUUCAGAGCGUGAAAAGGGAGAUCUAUAGGCGGGCCAAAGUGAUUGAAAAAGGGAAAGAAAAGAAGGGAGAGGCGGAGGCAGAAAGAGAGGGAAAGGGAACAGAGGAAGAAGAAGGAGUGGUCUGCGCGGUGUGUUUGGACGAAAUAGAAGACGGUGCGGAGUGUAGCAGGCUUGGCUGUUCUCAUCUAUUUCAUUAUGAUUGCAUUCUUCCCUGGCUGCAGCGACAGCAUGAUUCCUGUCCCAUGUGCCGAUGUACGAUCCAUUAGCUUCCUAUUUUUGUGUAUUCUCGUCUCUUCUUCCAGUUACGCUCAUGACCUUAGGAUUUUCUUUUUCUUUUUUCUCUUCAAAAGGAGUUUAUUCUGAAUCAUCUACUUUCAGAUUUUUGAACAACCCUUCAAAUUCGGAUCAAUGUCGAAUACUAUUCUGCAA